CGGUCCAGCUUUUUCGAGCACCUUCGUCAUCCAAAGUCGACUUUUUAUCGACUUUGAUGCCCAAUCCUCCCGGGGGUAUAAACACCAAAUCUUGACAUGUUCUCUCAAAGAAGACGGCUUUCUUCUCCUCUUCCCACCGACCACAUACCAAGGUGACAGGUGUCACUUCCUCCAGCGUCACGACACAGGCGCCAUUGAUUAUUCCGAGAAAAGAAUCAAAAAACUGAAGCAUCAUACAAAAUACACCGUCGAGUCGUGUUCGGGGUCGACCAGAUUUCACGACGACAUUUGCAACAAUAAUAUACGAUAAUUUCAUCCCACGGCUUCGUCGCGACGACAUCGCAACAGGCAGGAAAGAUGAGUUACGGGUCACCUUAUGGUACACCUCUUCGAGGUGGUGAUGCGGGUCACUUUUACGACGUACAUAGCCCCUCACCAACACCUUCACCACGUCACUACCCAUUUUACCCAGCUCAGACCCCCCAGCGAUCAGCUACUCGAGCUUCUCACGUUCGCAACGCAAGCACCGGCUAUCCCGAUUACCGGCCGUCGACCGCCUUCUCUCCCCGAUACACGAGCACCGGCGAAUAUGCCACCGGCCCAAGCCCGAAUGUGAGUUCGCGAAAGCACAGUUUCUCAAUGGGGUCGCAUCAAAUGCCCAGGCGCGAGCGUCGGAGCUCCUUCUCAUACCAUCGGGCCUCUCAUGGGGACUCCGACGAGGACGAGAUCUUCGAGAUUGAUGGGGUCAGAUGCGUGUUGAUUGCGGAGUCCAAGAGUCGCAAGCGCAGAGAUUCUUUCUAUGCUGCUCCGGGACAUGGCACUGAUCACUACUACCGUUCGCAGGGCAUGCCGUCGUCGUUUUACGAGAAAGAGAGAGCCGACUACCCGCGUUACGAAGAGCCUCCCGCACGCUCCGCCACAAGGAUUGGCCACCACACCCGCCGUCCUUCAGCUACCGCUGUACCUAUUCAGCGCCCCGCCACCACGCGCCCAUCUAGCUCUCACAAGAAGAAGCCUGCACCUAGCGGGCCCAGAAAGGCUACAGAAGCAGAUGCAAAGAAGCAUCGUAUCCCCCCUGGAUACUCUCUCAAGAACUGGGAUCCCGCUGAGGAACCCAUCAUGCUACUAGGGAGUGUCUUUGACUCAAACUCUUUGGGGAAGUGGAUCUAUGACUGGACCGUCCACUUCCAUGGCGCAGCCACUCCCAUAUCGGACGUGGCCGGCGAACUAUGGGUUCUCCUCAUCCAACUCUCGGGCAAAAUAAAACGCGCCGAGGAAGUUGUGCCAGAGGUUAGAACUACUGCCAACAAGGAAAUGAUUGAGGACUUUAUUGAAUCUGGUGAACGCCUCACCGAUAAGCUCCGCGCUCUGCUAAAGAAGUGCGAGGCGCCCAUGCUAAGGUCCAGCAAGGCAAAGGAGGCAUCCCACCUCGGACAGAACGCCGGCGUAGAAUUCGUGAAGACUAUCUUUGGCCGCGAACGUGAGCUUGAGCGUACCGAGGGAUUCAUGCAGGCAGUCCGCCUUUGGAAUUUGCGAUUCGAUGCAAACUGUGAGGACAUCCUUAAGAGGCCCAAGCAAUAAAUGGAUGGAUUUUUAUUUCUUUCCAAGUUGUUUAUCC
Hypoxylon fragiforme is the source of this 1618-nucleotide messenger RNA. RefSeq lists its product as uncharacterized. The transcript has a single exon. Lineage: Eukaryota; Fungi; Ascomycota; Sordariomycetes; Xylariales; Hypoxylaceae. The record is from RefSeq and is a predicted model, not a curated record. Bases 358 to 1581 code for a protein of 407 amino acids.